AUGGAGCCUCCAUAUAAAUCUCCUUCCUUCUCGCCAUCUCGGACAACCUCUACCUCAUUCCCCCUCAUUCAAACCUCUUCCCGAAGCCAGAGCCAGAGUCACCAACCUAGCUCUGAGGAUCUAUCCAGGUUUGACAGCCAAGAAAGCAAACAAAGAGACCGAAGAAUUUCCCGUCGUUCACGUCGCCAUGGUUCCAAUGAUCGCCAAGUUUCUCCAAAAGGGGAGUCCGCCUCACGGAAUCGAACCCGCCCAUCCCAUUCCCCUCGACAGCGAGAUUCAUCCGCCUUCGAGAACACGAGGUCUUACCGCCAUAAAUACAACAAGUCUCGGGAAAUAAGGUUCCCGAAUCCUAUGAGCCAUUUAGCCUCCUCGGCGAGUGCGAGAGGACUGCUUCCUACGUGGUCAGGCGGGAGGGAUAAGGACCGGGAUGGUGAUGAUGGGUUGCUGAGGCCGAUCACGAGGGAGACAACUAGAAGCCGCUGGGGGUCCGAGUCGACGACGGGAGUGAGUGAUGGUCGGAAAGAGAGUCUAUUUGAUACGCCCGAGCAGCAUGAGCGAUUAGGGCCCAUUCGCCGACACGAGAUUCUAUCGAUGGAUGACCUAGAGAGAGUCAAGAAGCGGAGGAAGCUGGGCGAGGAGUAUCUACGGUCUGCGCUGACUUCCAUCGGGACGUCGGCGACAGACAUCACGCGUCGGUUAGAUUACACCUAUUAUAAUCUGCUCGAGAAGAUAACGGCCCUCAACUCGACUAUCUCGUCCUUCCAGGAGCUAUCUGACUCGGCCGCGACACUUCUCAGCGACUUCGACCGCGAGACAGCCGGGUUAGACCAGGAUAUCCGCAAACAGCUCGAUGACCUCAAAGGGUUUGAGCCACAAAUCCAAAAGGCCGAUGUGUUAGAGCAACGUAUGAAAGCAGGGCGACAACGUGUUGAAGAACUAGGCAAGCGACUCGAGAGAGUACGGCAUGAGAUUGAUAGCUGGGAACAGCGGGAAACAGAGUGGCAAACGCGAACCAGUCGUCGAUUACGUAUCUUCUGGGGGAUUGUCACAAGCGCGGUGCUGGUGCUGGUGCUCGCUUUGGUUCUUCAGAACUGGCCACGGCUCCGGUCUCCUCGCGCCGAGAUGUCACGUUCGAUAGCAUCUCACCAGUUUCCUCCCUCCAUGCCACCCCAAUCCGAGGCGUGGGAUGAGAUGCUUGGUCUUAAGGGCAAAAGCUCAGGGCCCGAUGCAGGGCUUGCUCGAUAUCCUUCCAACCUUGCAGAUCGGCGCGAAAGUCUAGCCAAAGUUAGUCCGAUUUCAACAGCAGUCCGAUCAUGGCAUGAUGCAGCACCUACGGACCAUGAUCCUCUAAGUGUGUUGGACGGAUUAUGA
Penicillium paradoxum is the source of this 1371-nucleotide messenger RNA. RefSeq lists its product as uncharacterized. Lineage: Eukaryota; Fungi; Ascomycota; Eurotiomycetes; Eurotiales; Aspergillaceae. The coding region runs from base 1 to 1371 and encodes 456 amino acids. The transcript has 2 exons. The record is from RefSeq and is a predicted model, not a curated record.